UUUAAAAAGCUGAUUCAUCACAAAACUUCCAAGCCCAGAAGUCCAAGAAACUAAGACAGCUAGUGUGAGCUUAUAUGCGAGUAAAGUACAUUUCUUUUCUCUCUAUUUAUUGCGACUUAUUAUUGCUUGUUGCUUACCCGUAAUAUAUACCCUUUUUUAAUCGUCAAUUAGAAUGCAACAACACAAUUAUAAAUUAACCUAAGAUUCAUGAUGUUAGAGUUUUGCUAUAGCCUGAUAAUAAAAUCAGUUGCAGAAGUAAUUAGGUAAGGACAUAAUGCUUCAGCAACCAAAGUUCCCCUGGUUUUCGCGCAAUAUCUUUGUUCUGCACUGCCAGCAGUUGCUUCGUGCACUUGACUGCAAGCUUUAUCAUAAUCAUAUCUCAAAACAUGGCAGUAUUGAUGAUACUGUUGAUAAGUUUCAAACUACUAAAGAAAAUGCUGAAUGCCAUUUCCAACUAUAUAAAAGCAAGGGUCAACAUCUUCUGACUAGUGGACGGGUUCUUGAUUCCAUUGUGAAAAGCUCUAAUAUCAAGGCCACUGACACAGUUUUAGAAAUUGGUCCUGGUACUGGAAAUCUGACCCUGAGACUUCUACAAGCUGCCAGUAAGGUUGUGGCUAUUGAGAUUGACAAAAGGAUGGCUGAAGCACUUCAAAAGCGAGUAGCUGAAUAUGGGCUUGAAGAUCGUUUAACUCUAAUACGUGAAGAUGCAAUGAAGACAGAGUUUCCUCAUUUUGAUCUGGUAGUGGCAAAUAUUCCUUACGGAAUUUCUUCACCUCUGAUUGCUAAAUUGCUGUUUGGAACUUGCCCCUUUAGGAGUGCCACGCUUCUGCUUCAGAAAGAGUUUGCAUGUCGCUUAUUAGCUAAUCCAGGGGAUUCAGAGUUCAAUCGUUUAGCAGUAAACGUGAAACUGGUCGCAGCAGUGGAACAUGUUAUGAAUGUAAGCAAAAGGGACUUUUUUCCUGUUCCUAAAGUUGACUCGUCCAUUGUUAUAAUCAGACCAAAGGUGGACGCCCCUCAAGUUGAUUUGAAUGAAUGGUGUGCAUUUACGAGGACUUGCUUUAGUAAGAAAAAUAAGACAUUAGGUGCUACAUUCAAGCAAAAGAAGAAGCUAAACGAGCUGAUGAGAAUAUCUUGCUUUAUGGGCGUGAGCAAAGAAACUCCAAUGCUUCACCCUUCUUCUGAAAGCAGUGAUAAAUACGAAGAUGCAGAAGGUGUUGAAGUGCUAAAUGAUCCUAUGGGUAAUUCUACUCCAUCUUUAGAAACGGCAGUCUCAUUAUUCAAAGAAAAGGUAAUCAAAAUUCUCAGAACUAGUGGGUUUGAAGACAAGAGACCUUUAAAGAUAUCUAUUGAGGAACUAUUGCAUUUGCUGUCAUUGUUUAAUGAAAACAAGAUCUAUUUUCAUGGCAAUGUAGAAGAUGUAAGCAAUACAGCUCUGGAUACUUUCUUUGAAUCAUAGACUCAGUUUUCCAAGGCAAAAUAUUGCGUAAUUUUUAUAUGUCCAAAUUUUGUCCACUGCUGGCCUUAAGUUGUAUGCUAGUAGACUCCAGGACAACAUUGUAUGCAUUCGUGGGAUAUACCGUGUCUGAAGGCUCUGUAUAAGGAUAGCUUAUGGAAAUAUGAGAAAUUUCUUCCAAAAACUUCUCGCAACACUCACUCCAGUAUAUGGUUUUACAAGCAAAAGAUGAGAAUAUGGUGUUGGCUGUAGUCAUGAUUCAUGAGAUCAUUCAAUUCCCUCACAUGAGGAAAUGGUGCUGGCUGCCUGGGUCUAACGGAGACCGUGGUGCGACUUGGAAAGACUAUGCAGCUGCCUUAACCCAAUGGCUGGGUGCCAAAUGAUGCAGCUUUUGUGCAUGUAUCUGGGACUCAAAUCAUCGCUCUUCGUCUAUAUUUGUUCAUGGGUAGGUUUACAAAAGCUGAAGGCUCAUGCAAGUUUUGUAAGAUGAGCAAGUUUAAGUGUUUUAUAUAGUAAGGUGAACCGUAUUGUAACCACUUCAUGGCAUAACAGUACGUGUUCAUUAUCAUCAACUAAAGUUACAGUUUGUUAAUUAAAAGUAUUAACAGUCCACAGAUCAUCGAAUUGUAAUUGCUUCAUCAUAACAAAACAAAGGACCAUUUGUAAAUGAAUUUUAAAUGGAUACUAGAAUGUAAUCAUAUCAUCCUAAUAUCCAUGGUAAUGCAAUUGUAUCCCCCAAACAAACUACUGGUAUAUAAUAUAAGCGCACUUCUAUUACUGGGCUUUACUUUUGCUGCUGUUGGGCGGGCCUUUUCAGAUGUUGGGCAUUGUGGAAUUUUUUUGGGCCUCUACAGCGUGUCAUUGUGGAUUUUUUUUUUUUUUUUUUUUUUAUUUGGGAAAUUCUCCCCAUAAUCAUGAACUUUUAUUUUUUCUCAUUGAUAAACUUUGAAACUUUUGUUUAUCAAUGGUAAUCACGAUAUAAUAAUACUAAGCCAAUGGUAACUUAAGUUAAACAAUUUGUUAAUUACUUAACCAUGAUUAAGCUAUUUGACUGCUAAAAGACAUAACUACCCUUGUUUGAAUCAAUCCCAACCAAUUCUUUCUUCUUCCUUUCUCUUUACACUUCCUUUCUUUUUCCUCCUCCAUUAUUGCACCUCCCUUUGUAGCAUCUCCAGCCCCUACCGACGCCC
Molecule: messenger RNA, 2643 nt
Organism: Chenopodium quinoa (quinoa)
Lineage: Eukaryota; Viridiplantae; Streptophyta; Magnoliopsida; Caryophyllales; Amaranthaceae
Product: ribosomal RNA small subunit methyltransferase, mitochondrial-like
Exons: 3
Coding region: 275-1456 (393 amino acids)
Biological process (GO): rRNA methylation
Cellular component (GO): mitochondrial matrix
Molecular function (GO): rRNA (adenine-N6,N6-)-dimethyltransferase activity
Source: RefSeq, a predicted model, not a curated record